UUUCAACAACAAGAUGACAAGAAAGCGUUCGAGUCCCAUGGGACUCGAAAUAUAUUUGCCAGUUUUACUGGCAUUUAUAAUGUUGCCAUUAUUAGCUCAAGCUGCUCCUUUACAAGAUUACACAGAAAUUCAACAAUAUACUGAAGGCUGCUACUACAACUACAAUCAUUACAAUGAAGGCGAUAGAAUCAUGACAAAUGAGCCCUGUUUGAAUUGUACGUGCCACAAUAAGAUGCUCAUGUGCUAUUUGCGUGUAUGUCCGUUCACCAAGCCCAUUGGACAUGAUUGCAUAGUGGAGAAACGUGAGGAUCAAUGUUGUCCAAUCAUUACAUGUCCCGAAGUUCCUGUCGAUGUUGCUCAUAUUGCUCCCGCACCUGGCACAGAAUUGAGUUUCCCUGAGAAGUUUGGCUGCAGUAUUGAUGGUAAAUUCUAUUUGGAAGGUGCUCAAGUUCCAUCAAAUCCCAACAAACCUUGUGAACUUUGUUACUGUAUUAAGAAUCGUACCUCCUGUUUAAUGCAAGAAUGUACAUUGCACAUUGAUGGCUGCACUCCAAUUUAUAAUAAGGGUUCUUGCUGUCCUGUACGCUACAAUUGCGACCACGAAAACGAUGUACUCGAAUUGGAGGAUCAUUCUACCACAACUGAAGCUACUACUACCACAACCACUGAACGUCCAACUACAGGUUUCAUUCUUACCAGCACCAUGUCUCCCUCUGUUUCAACCGAUUGUGUUCAUAAUGGUGAAUUAUAUGCUGAUGGUGCUCGCAUUGCUGGCGAAACUGCUUGUGAAAACUGUUAUUGUAUGCGUGGUGAUAUCAUUUGUGCAGUUCAAGAAUGUCAUAUGCCUAUGCUUAAUGAUAAUGGUAAAUCAUGCCACGCUUUGCCCGCUGCUGAAGGUGAAUGUUGCCCCAGCAAUUAUGUUUGCGAAGACGACACUGCCACAACACAGAUUAUUGAAGCUACUACCUUGCCUUAUGGUAGCCUCGAUGAAAAUGAAAAGAUUACUACUGCCGCUCCAGUCAAGGAUCUUCAUAGUGCCAUACCCGAAGAAGAUUUGCAAUUGCAAACUCAUAUCGACGAAGAAGAGACUGCAACUAAGGUCCCCUCAACUGAAGGUGAAUCAGAAGAAAAAGAAGAUGCUACAGAAGCUGGCAUUAUCGGCAAACCAACUGAUCAACCAAUUACCGCCACUGAAGAUCAUAAAAAACAAGACGAUACCGAACAAGAAUCCGUUACUAAAGUUUCUGAUGAAGCCGAAGCAACAACUGUAUCAUCGACAGAUGUCAAACCUAUUGAAGGUGAAGAAUUUGUUACUACUGCUCCAAUUAGUGCUGAUGAAUUACCUGAUCAUCAAAUUACCACUACUGAGGAUCAAGAAAAACAUGAAGGUGUUGAAGAAGAAUCCGUUACUAAGGUUUCUGAUGAAACUGAAGCAACAACUGUAUCUUCGACAUAUGUCAAACCAACAGAAGGUGAUGAGUCUGUUACCACAGCUCCAACUAGCGCUGAUGAAUUACCAGAAUCAUCAACUGAAUUGUCCGUUGGUGCUGAAGAUGAAAGUAAAACUGAAUCAUCCGAAGAAAUCGUUACUAAAUCACCCACUCAAGAAGAAGAAGAAGAACAUGCUGGUGAAGAAGCAGUUACUAAAGUUCCUAUUGCUGCUGAUGAAAUCUCUACUGACGCUACUGCUAGUGGUGAAGAAUAUGCUACCGAAACAUCUGAAGAAGGCAAACCUGAACACGAAGAAUCCGUUACCAAGAUACCUGCGGUUGAUGCUGUAGAAAGUCAAUCUUCUACAGAAGUCACUCCAAGUGAAGAAGUAUCCGAAGAAUCCACUGAAUCCUCUGAUAAAGUUAAACCUGUUGCCGGAGAAGAACUUGUUACAAUGGUUCCUACUCUUGGUGAUGAAGGUAUCUCGACCGAAUCCGUUACAGAAGCUGGUGAGAAAAUUGUCACUGAAGCUACUAUUGCUGGCGAAGAAGAACACAAGCCCGUUGAUACUGAUGACUCUGCAACUAAAGCUCCUUUGGAUAUGGAACAUGCAACAGAGACAAUCGAAGAAGCAGCCACCAAAACUCCAUUUGCUGUUGGACAACAACAUGAUGAGUUCGCUACAGAAGCUCCUGUUCAAUCAUCGGAAGAUCAAUCUACAGAAAUUUCUGGUGAAGAAGCCGAUGAAGUAUCUACUAAAGCUCCCACAGCUGAAGAAGAAACACUAUCAAUUGCUAGUAAACCCGAAGAACAAGAAUCACAUAUCACAGAAGAAGAGGGUGUCGCCACAACCCCAGCUCCUGGCAAAGAUAUUAUCGAAGAUGAGCAAUUAUCUACGGAAGAACCCAAAAAGGAUGUUAAACCAGAAGAAGAAGAAAAAGAACAACAAGAAGCUGUUACAAUGUUACCUACAACAGGACAAGAACCGGCCGAAGAAACUAAACCCCAUGGCGAAGAAGAAUCUUCUUCCGAAACCUCGGUUGAAUCUGAAGAAGCUGAAAUGGUUACUAAACUUCCUGUUACUUCUGAUGAAGGUCAACUAUCUGCAACUACAGCUCCUGAAGUUGAAGAAGAAAAAGAUGAUAAGGAACCAACUCAAGCUCCAGUUGAUAUUGGCUCUGCAUCUACUGAAGAAGAAAUUGAAAGCUCCACCGAAGUGUCGGAAGAAGCAUCUGGUGAAGGAAAACCAAUUGCCACUGAUGAAGAACAAAUUGAUAUUACCACAGCUCCUACCAAAUCUGAAGAAGACCACACUACCAUUCCUUCAGCAGAAGAUAAACCUGUACUUGCUGACGAAUUAGGCAGUGGCGACCAUACUGACGAAGAACUGUCCGAAGCUGUUGUUCCCACUACUGAAGCUGUAACUUCCAUUCCUCUAUCACAAGAAGAAUAUGCCACGGCUAAACCAUUCACACCAACAGAAGGUGAAGGAGACUCCACCUCUGAAGUAUCUGAAGAAUCAGCAGAAUCUGAAGAAGAUACUAAACUUAUGGAUCUUACUACAGUUAAACCUUCUGUUUCCGAUGUCACAACAUCUGCUGAGGAAAUCAAGGUGGAUCAAGAACAAUUGGAUAUUACUACAACCAAGCCAGCUGUUACCGAAGUUACAACAUCUGCUGCUGAAGUUUCCGAAGGCAUCUCUGAAGAAGAAAAGGAAACAGCUACCAAAAUACCUUCAGAAGAAGAAAUUUCCUUCAGUACCAGUACUCCAAUUAAGAUUAAUGAUGAAGAUAAAACCGAAGAAGAAUCACCCGCCGAAGAUAAAAUUGAUAUUACCACAAUGGCUACAUCACUUGAAGAAAAACUUCCAACAGAAGGAACUAUUGAAGUUGAUUCCGAAGCUUCCAUUUCGAGCACUCCUAGUGCUGUUGGUGAAUCUGAAGAAACAAGUGGUGAAGACGAUACACAUAAACUCGAAAGUACUGAAGAAUCUCUUGAAUCAGAAGAAGUUACCACCCACAAAACUAUUGAAGAAGCUGACCAACAAACUACAUCAACACCAACUGUUGACAUUAUUACAGAAGGAGAAGAAGAUCAACACAAAGUUAUGCCUGAAACAAGUGAUCACAAAGUUGAAGAAACAACUGGAAUUACAGAUAGUCCAAUGGUCAUUAUUGAAGACAUGUCAGCCUUUACGACACCAGAACCAAAUGCUCAAGAAGAUAUUAGAAAAGAAACCGAAACUGAGGAAGUUGCACCAACUGCUACCGAAGAACCUUCAAUUGAUGAAGAAUCUUCAACAUCCACCACAAUUAAACCAAUUGUCGAAGCAACAGUUGUUGAAGAAAUGCCAGAUAUGCAAUUGCCUUCAGUUAUUCCAGGUGAAGGAGAUUGUUUGGUUGGACAGAAAACUUAUGAAAACAAUACCAUUGUUCCUACUUCUGACGAAUGUGAAAUUGUAUGCAAAUGUGUUAGCAGCAUUGUUACUUGUGAGCGCGUUAAAUGCGAUAUUCCUGAAAAUGUCGAACAAUGCAAAUUGGAUGAAACUAGUACUAACAAGUGCUGUCCUUCAUACAUUUGCGAUGUUGACGGUUUACCUCCUAAGAGUGAAGAUAGCAUUGAAUCAGUUGAAGAAGAUGAGGAUGAAGAAACUCAAUACACAACUACCGCAGCUCCUCACAAACUCCCUGUACAACCAACUGUUGAAGAAGCCGAUACUGAAAAAUCUGAAACUACUAGCAUUAAACCUUCUUUAGCAUCUGAAGGUGUUAGUAUUCCUGAAAUUGAAAUGCCUGUCGCUAGUACUGAAGAACCAAUGUCACAUGUUAAGGACGAAGAAGAAUUUGAGCAACAGACUAUUAAAACUCCUAUUGAAACUAUGGCUGAGGACAAAAAAGAUAUUAUUGCUGAAGAUGAGACACCUACUACACCAGCCGCUGUUGUCGAGGAUAUUGUUGUACCCCAAUCAAUGGCACCAGUUGAAACGUCUGAACAAGAACCACAAGAGAUUGUUACUGAAAAGGCUCCAGUUGAGACAGCAGAGAAGGAAACUGCUCCAGAGCACCCUGUUGACCAACAGAAAUCAGAAGAAGAAUUGGACGAACAUACUACAUUCGCACAUGGUCUCGUCGAAUCCACAACAGAUUCUAUUGCACAUGUCCCAAGUGAUGAAAAAGAAGAAAGUGAAACUCAAACUACACCAGCAGUACCUUCAUCUGAUGAAUAUCAUACUGUUAAACCAAUUGAAGAAGACAAAAAAGAACAACCUGAAACUCAAACAUUGCCUACCUCAUCAACAGAAGAAGAAGCUGCCGUUACCGAAGAUAUUGCAGAAGAACCUGCAGCUCAUACUUCUGCUCCUUCUGUGCCAUUAUCCGAGGAAGAAAAAGAAACACAAACUUCUCUUCCAUCCCUUUCAUCCGAAGAUGACAAAGAGACAGAAACACAAACUGCUCUUCCAUCCCUUUCAUCCGAAGAGGACAAAGAGUCAUCUGAAGAGACAGAAGAAACACAUACUGUUCUUCCCAUUGAAUCUCACGAAGAAAUCGAACCAUCCAAAGAAUCAGAAACUCAAACUGCCUAUCCAAUGGCUGGCGAUGAAGUUCACACAUUGGCACCAUCUGUUGAAGAAACAUCAUCUGAAAAACAAGAAGAAAUUGCGGGUACUGAAACUACAACACCAGCUAAAGAUACUGAAUUCCCAACUGUGUCUACUGAAUCUGCUGAAAAGGAGCACUCUGCUGAAGAUUCAAGCGAAGAUAUUUCAGAAUUCACAACUGCUGCACCAAUUAAGGAUCUCGAUGCAGAAACCGAAGAAGAAGAUAUUACUCGUACAACAGCUGUUCCUUCAAUCGAUGACUCUGAAGAAUAUACAACAUCUACUACUGAAAAACCAUCUGAGGAAAUCGAAGAUCACACUAUUUCUUCAGAAGUUAAGGAUCAUACUGAUGCUGCAUUAUUGGAUGAAGUUGCUUCAACAAGCACUUCUGUCCCAGAAGGACAAAAAGAAGACCAUACCGAUGCUAUACCAUUCGAAGACGAUAUGUCAUCCACUGCUCUGCCAUCCGUAUUUGAUAAGGAAGAAGUUCAUACAAUUGCUCCACCCACAGAAGAUGAAACUGAAACUGUUAAACCUACUGAAGAAGAAGAAUCAGUCGAACAAGAAUUCGAUCGCACUACUGUUGCUUCCGAAACUAUCGAUGAAGCACCUGUGGAAUAUACUGUUGCUCCAAUUGUUCUUGAUGAACAUGAGGAAACAUCUGAAGAAUCCGGUGCUCAAGGUUCCACUCCUGUAGUUCCUAUUAGCGAAUCUCAAGAAGAUGAACAACCUGAUACCCAAACCUCAAUUACUGCCUCAGAAGAACAUACUUUUGCUCCAUCUUCUGAAGAAUCAGUUGAAGAAGACAAAGAAAAGGAAACUCAAACUACAGCUGUUCCAACCUUUGAUGACGAAUCUUCAAUUCAAACUACACCUUCAGGCACUGAUAUUGCCACAGAAAAACCAAUUGACUUCGAAACUAAAAUUGAUACAUCAUCGUCAGUUCCUUCAAUGGAUGAAGUACAUACUGAUGUUCCAUCUCACGAUGUUAUUGAAGAUAUAUCCGCCACUACAGCCGCUUCCCCUGUUGAUAAGAUUGAUGAACACAAAGAAUUGGCAGAGGACCACACAAUUGCUUCGUCUACAGAUGUUUCUAUAGAAGAACAAACUGAGUCCGAUGAAGAAGAAAUCACAAGUGCACCAGUUGAAAAGGUCACCGAAUCCACAGAAGAAAAAACUACCAUACCCUCUAUUGAAGAUGUUAAAGGUGAAUUGGAACCAUCUUUGGCUCAUACUGUGGCUCCUUCAGUUGAAGGAGAAGAAUCAGUUACCAAAUCUCCUAGCGCUUCAGAUGAAUAUUCACCAGAAGAUAUUGAACAUAUGACACACGGACCAUUCACAUCAGAUGAAACAACUUCUGAAGUUAUUUCUUCUGAAGAGGAUAUGAAAGAAGACGAACUUUCGGUUUCUGAAGCCGAAAAAGAGAAACCUACAAGUGCUAUCGAUGAAUCAACCACAGUUGCACCAGCCGUGGAAAUUGAAGUUCAAAGUACUCAUACUCCAGUUAAACAACCAUCAUUGGAUCUAUCUGAAGAAGCAUCUGGAGAAUCUAUUGAAUCUGAAGAAGAAAUUGGCACUGAGCCUACCAAGAUCCAACAUAUUGGCGAAUUUGUUACUGAACGUGUGGAAGAAGCUACCUCUAUACCGACAGUUCAAUCCAUCAGUGAGGAAGAAGAUAAAGAAGCUUCUGGAGAGGAAGGUGAAGAAAUCGAAACUGGCACUGAAACACAUGAACCAGCUGUUGAACAUGAAGUUGAAUUGUUUGUUACCACAGAGCAUGCCGAGCAGCCCGCUGUUGAUGUAUCCACUGAUAAAUUAUCAGAUGAAGAAAUUACUUCAGCUGUUACAAAAGCUCCUCUUGCAGAUGAAGAAUCUGCAACUAAAACACCUAUUUCAUCCGAAGAUGAUUCCGUUCAGAAAACAGAAGAAGAUGUUAUUCCAAGUGUCACCAAAGCUCCUAUGGCAGAACUUGAAGAUGUCACCACUCAACUUCCUGCAGAAUAUGAUAAUGAAAAUGUUACAGUUGAACAAGAAGAACAACAAGACAUUCUAUCUGUUACUAAAGCUCCUGUAUCUGAUGAACAUAUUGAACAUGUUACUGCUCAACAACCAGAAAGCGAAGAAGAAAUGGAAUUGGGUGAACAUGUUACAACUGAAGUGUCCAAGGAAGAAGUAUUAACUGAAGGUGUUUCAUCUGAACAACCCGGAGCUCCAGAUAUGGAAUAUGUUACUAAAGCUCCAAUUGCUGGCGACAAGAUUGAAAGUGAAGAAGACUUUUCAACUGUUACCAAAACUCCUAUGGAUAUUGAAGCUGUUACCGAUAAACAGGUUGAAGAACAAGACAUACUCGAUGUCACUAAAGCUCCUGUUUCUGAUGAGGAAAUUGAAUCAGUUACCUUUAAACUUCCUGAAGAGGAAAGUGUAUCUGACGUCACGAAAUCGCCAUUGGAAUCUGAAGAAGUCGAACAUGUUACUGCUCAAGAAUCUGAAGAACAAGAUGUUGAACCUUCUGUCACUAAAGCUCCUUUGGCUGCCGAUGAAAUUGAACAUGUUACUGCUCAAGCUGUCGAUAUUGAAGAUAUUGAUUCCAUUACUGUCAAGCAACCAGAACUUGAAGAAGAUAUUUCUGCCUUUACUCAAGCUUCUGUUAUUCCUGAAGAUAUCGAAACAGUUACAGAUAAAUUACAUGGAGAAGAAGAAUCAGAGAGUACGGAAGAUAUUGAAAGUCCAACUACAAAAUUACCAACGCAAGCUGAUGAAAUUUCUGAAGUUACUGUUUCUCACAUUCCCUCAGAAGAUGUUGAACAUACAACUGCUUCACAUACUGAAGAAGAACUUGCUGGCCAGGACAUUGAAACUUCUACGGCUGAACAACCUGCUGAUCACGACAUAUUAUCUGUUACCUCAAUUGAAGAUAUUGAUAUGGCUACAACUAAACCGUCGGAAGAAAGCUCAGAAACUUUAGAUAUCACUAAAGUACCCGAAACAUUGGAAGAUACCGAUGCUACUACUUCUAAAUUCCCAGUUCAUGUCGAUGAAAUCUCCGAUGUUUCAGUUACUGAAAAACCAACAUCUGACGAUGAGAAAGAAAUUGAAGACGAUGCUGAUAAGACUGAAGAAUAUACAACUCAAGUACCUGCAGUCGCUGAGCAAGAAGUACAUGAAGCUACAACUGCCAAAUUACCCGAACUGGCUGAACAUAUUACUGAAUUACCAACUAGAGAUAUUGAAUCAGAUCUGGAAUCUCAUGAUCAAGUUACUGAAAUGCCCGUUGUUACUGAGGUAUCAACUGAUAAAAUGCCUGAACUUACUGAACAAGAGUCUGAAUUGCCAACUAGUGUUACUGAAUCCGAAGAAGGCGAGUCUCAUGAAGAACCAACUGAAGUUCCCAUGGGCGCUGAAGUAUCAACAGACAAAGUCGCUGAAUUACCAGCAAAGGAUACUAAAUCAGAUGAAGAAUCUCAGGAAGUAUCUACCGAAUUGCCAGUUUCCGCUGAAAAAUUGCCAGAACUUUUCGAGCAUGUUACCGAAUUACCAACUAAGCACGAUGUUUCAGAAGAAGAGGAAUCCCAAGCUACUGAAUUACCUAUGGGUGGUCAUGUAUCGUUUGAUGAACUACCAGAACAUGUUACUGAGUUACCAACAAAAGGUGUUGAAUCCCAUGAAGCAACCACUGAUUUACCUGUGUUCACUGAAGAAUCUACUGACAAAUUGCCUGAACAUGACGUUGAAUUACCUACUAAAGACACAGAGCCAGAAGAAGAGGAUCAAUUACAUGAACAAGGAACUGAAUCGCCUAUUGAUGCUCAUGUUUCAACCGACAAAUUACCCGAACACAUCACAGAAUUGCCCACCAAAGAUAUCGAAACUGAUGAAGAAUCCCAUGAACAAGCAUCAGAGUUGCCUGUCAGCGGUGAAGUGGUCACUGAUAAAUUAUCUGAGCAUGUCACAGAAUUGCCUAUGGUCGCUGAAGUAUCUACUGACAAAUUGUCUGAACAUGAUGCUGAAUUACCAACUGAAGUCACAGAGUCAGAAGAAGAGGAUGAAUCACAUGAACAAGCCUCCGAAUUGCCUAUCGAUGCACAUGUUUCAACCGACAAAUUACCCGAACAUAUCACAGAAUUACCAACCAAAGAUAUCGAAUCUGAUGAAGAGUCCCAUGAACAAGCUACUGAAUUGCCUGUCAGCGGUGAAGUGGUCACUGAUAAAUUAUCUGAACAUGUCACAGAAUUACCAACUAAAGAUAUCGAAUCGGAAGAGGAAUCUGGUGAACAUGCUACUGAAUUGCCUGUCAGCGCCGAAGUGGUCACUGAUAAAUUAUCUGAACAUGUCACAGAAUUACCAACUAAAGAUAUCGAAUCGGAAGAGGAAUCUGGUGAACAUGCUACUGAAUUGCCUGUCUCCACUGAAGAUAAAUUACCAGAAUUGCCAACUAAAGACACUGAAUCAGAAGAAGAAGAAUCUCUCGAACAAGCCACUGUAUUACCCGUCGAUGUUCAUAUUACAACUGACAAAUUCCCCGAAUAUGUCACCGAAUUGCCAACCAAAGAUGUUGAAUCUGGAGAAGAAGUUCAUGAACAAGCAACUGAGGCGCCUGUUUCCGCUGAAGUAUCCACCGAUAAACUACCAGAACAUAUCACUGAAAUACCAUCUAAAGAUGUUGAGUCUGAAGAAGAAUCUCAUGAAGAAGCAACUGAAUUGCCUGCUAUUUCUCCAGUGUCAACAGACAAGUUACCUGAGAUUGCAGAACAUGUCACUGAAUUACCAACUAAAGAUGUUGAAUCAGGAGUUGAAGGUCAUGAGGAUACCACUGAAUUACCUUUGGUCGCACAUGAAGCUUCUACACUUGGACAAGCUGUUGAACAAUCCACAGAAAGUGCACCCAAAGAAGAAGAAUCUGCUGAAGAAACCUCAACUGAAGCGGCUGAAGAUAUUAGCUCAGUUAAACUGCAACCAGCAACAACAGUACAUCCCCUAUUCCAACAUCAUACAACAUUGCCUUCAGUUGCUAUCGAUAGUCGAAUUGAUGACACUAGUUCUCACACUACCCCAGUUCCUACCAAGGAAGAAGAAACAUACACCACACCCACAACAACAACAACAGUUAGCAGUUCCACAUCAGAACCAGUCACCACAUCUGCUCCACACUAUCAACCACAACCACCAAUUUAUGGUCAACCACCACAAUAUGGUCCCACACAAUACGAAGACGAAUACACUGAUGAAGACGAGGGUGAAGUCUUUGGUCCUGGUACUUGUCGUUAUGGUGGCAAACUUUAUGUAUCUGCCCAACAAAUACCCCGUGAUGAUCCUUGCGACUUCUGUUUCUGCUUCCGCAGCGAUAUCAUCUGUUUGCAACAAUCUUGUCCACCACCAAUUGCCGGUUGUCACGAAGAACCCAUUUCCGGUUUCUGUUGUCCCCGCUACGAAUGUCCGGUUUCCAUGGCAACCGUACUCAAUAUUACAACAAGUACCACAACGACAAGUACCACUUUACCACCUCAUUUCCUACAUCACUCUUAUGGAAAUAAUGUACAACGUAAUGGUUGCCUCAUCAAUGGCAGAUCGUAUAGAGUGGGUGAGAAGAUUGAAUCAACAAGUGGUCCAUGCAUUAAUUGCACAUGCGGCGGUGAUGGUAAAAUGAAAUGUGAUCCCCAGGCUUGUGUUCCUGAACCUACCAUGCAACAAGUAAUGGCUGUUGUAGCGGCUGGUCGCAAAAGAUGAACCCCUAGCCAUGCUAAUUUAAACUAAUUAUUAAAUUUUUUUUAUAUAAAUUAAGAUUAAUACAGUUACAAAACAAAAAUUCCUUACCAUUACAACCCUUCCACUUACCCGUUUUCCAACACAACUACACCAAAUCAACUGCGAAAAUAACACUAUUUUCCUCACUCACUAAUAUAAUAACGACCAACGACUUGAACAAGUUUUAACGGAAAACAAUCACAAUUUUUGAAUGAAAUUUUAAUCAACAAUUAACUGUUAGAAAAUAGGUGCCAAUAUUUAAAGCGGACAUACGAUUUUUAGACUCCCUGUUUUAUUCAAACCAUUGAGAUGCAAAUUUAAUAAUUACGAAUGAAUUAGCUUAUUUGAAGCAACCAGUGAUAUUGUACUGUAUACAUAGUAUAGGUGCAAUUAAUUAAGUGAACACGAAAAAACAAAACAAAAAAAAAACAAAAACGCACACAAAAAUUUAUAUACACUCGAAGAAAUUAUAUACACGAAAGGAAAAACGUUUUACUUUGACAUAGAAAAGAUAGAAAACUUUCCAAUUUUUUCUGUCAAAAUUUAGCACUCUUAGUAUGAUUAGGAAGAUAGAAUCCCCAGACUUGUAACAUGGUUUUUUGUUCAACUGCCCAUGGAAAACAACAGGAAACUUUAGAUAAAUCGUUACAUUCAAGAGACUCAACAAACCGCGCUUUCUCUAAAGUUUCUAUAGAUUCCCGUGGCCACAGCAGCAAGAAAUAGUGUUAUGACGAUUAGGAUGUAAGGAUUCACCAAUUAAUUUUCUUUAUUUUUAUUGUAUUCCCUUUAUAGUAUCCCCUCUCCCCCUAUAAAUUUUUAUAAGCUAAUCCCUUUUGAUACCUAAAUAUAAGUUUCUAUUUUAUAAAUUAUUUAAUUAAUAUUUUUAUACAUAAAACAAACAAAAAAAUAACAAAUGAAAUGAU
Messenger RNA from Lucilia sericata (common green bottle fly), 11694 nucleotides. RefSeq names its product mucin-17. The record is from RefSeq and is a predicted model, not a curated record. The transcript has 6 exons. Lineage: Eukaryota; Metazoa; Arthropoda; Insecta; Diptera; Calliphoridae. The coding region runs from base 14 to 10753 and encodes 3579 amino acids. Gene Ontology annotation, molecular function: protein binding.